This is a messenger RNA of Suillus paluster, 1027 nucleotides long. RefSeq lists its product as uncharacterized. The record is from RefSeq and is a predicted model, not a curated record. Lineage: Eukaryota; Fungi; Basidiomycota; Agaricomycetes; Boletales; Suillaceae. The transcript has a single exon. Bases 43 to 837 code for a protein of 264 amino acids.
CUCAAUAACGACUCCUUCAACCACAAGGAGUCUAACACGAUCAUGCAGUUGCAGGAUGCAACGGGGAUAGAUGUACGCGCCCUCAUCGCCUUCCAACCAGGGAUGAGACACGCCCGAGAGAAACUCCAAUGGGCGUCUACUCGUGUCACCACUGUGCCGGAGGACAUCGCGUACUCUUUGUUUGGCACCUUUGGCGUCCAACUACCCAUCCUUUAUGGCGAGAAUAAGCAACGUGCGCUCAGGGAGCCCUUGCAAGAGAUCGUGGCUCAGUCGGGCGACAUUGCUGCCCUCGACUGGGUUGGACAACCAUCCUGUUUCAAUAGUUGUCUUCCAGCCGAAAUUUCCUCAUGUGUAGCUCCGUCAUGCGCCCUCCCAUCUUUGUCUGAAGAUGAGAUUCAGACAGUGGUCUCCUCACUACAAAAUAUUGUGGCUGUGGGACUGGCUUCGAAAUUGUAUGACCAACUUGACAAUAUGAGCUCUCCUCGCUUCGCGAACUGCAGACUGCAUCUGCCUUGCAUCACAUUCCGUGUCACGGAAGUCAUGCGGAAUAGUGGCCCACCCCUCGAGGCUUAUUUCACGUAUAGAGUCAAGGCAGACGGGCUUCGCGACCUGCUGGUCACCACAAAAGAGACACUGAUUCAGUUCACGCCUGCAAGGCCCCCUCUGCAGAAUUUCUUACUUGUCCGUCCAUGGGAUCGUCGCCUCCUUGAGCUACCUGAUUUUGCAGAUCUGCCUGACUCUGGAGACGAUAGGCCAAGCGAGGAUGAUUUUUGGUCCGUGCGGGACUCCGUCAGACGAGUUUCCCGGCGGUUCUCGUGGAGAACAGGAGCUGGUUGAUUCGAAAUCUUUCUCGCGAGGAUCGGGAUUGAUUGUUCACCUUGGACAACAGUUCAGCGCAUUUUGCCAGCGCGGCGGAGAAUACAAGAGAAAUUAGAAUCGCGUCGGAUCGUGACUCAUUGCUCAGGUCAUUGACGCGACUUCCGUUCUCAACAUGAUGGACGGAGUCAGGACCCUAGAAAUAUUGUAG